Molecule: messenger RNA, 2563 nt
Organism: Triticum aestivum (bread wheat)
Lineage: Eukaryota; Viridiplantae; Streptophyta; Magnoliopsida; Poales; Poaceae
Exons: 4
Coding region: 1-2343 (780 amino acids)
Source: RefSeq, a predicted model, not a curated record
AUGGUCGAGGACUUGAUCGACCCAUACAAUGGAGACUGGAAUAGAGAGGUUUUACAGAAUAAUUUCCUUCCUAUUGAUGCGGCUGCUGUGCAAAUGAUUCCUUUGGGAAGGAUGGAAGAAGAUAACUGGGCAUGGCAUUUAGAGAGAAGUGGAAAUUUCAGUGUCCGGUCAGCUUACAGGGCAAUGCUUGGUGCUCGGCAGCAAACAAAUAAUCCAGCUAGCUCGGCAGGUGAUGAUAGAACAUUUUGGAAGAAGCUUUGGAAGAUGCCUGUACCCCCAAAGGUUCGUAAUUUUUGCUGGCGUGUGAUUAGAAAGUUUAUCCCAUGCCGAUCUAUUCUGAAGGAAAGACAUAUUGAACAAAUCAGUUUCUGCGAGGAUUGUGGAUGUGAAGAAACAAUCACUCAUUCUUUGUUCGAUUGUACAUGGGCUAAGCUGUUUUGGCAUCAAAUAAGGAACAUGUUGGGUGUCAAACUUCCUCGUUUGCAUCCGGACUCAUGGGCGAUGGAUAUGAUUGAUGGAGGUAUGGUCAGUGAUACAGAUGCCGUUGUCAUCUUAUGUGGAUGUUGGUCUGUAUGGUCAGAGCGCAAUGCAAAGAAGCACGGAGAUAAAGGGCGGUCGAUCCAAUGCUCGGUGAAAUGGACUGCUGAUGUGACUAUGGAUUUGAUAAUUUCAUCAAAAGAAGGAAAGAAAAUGCCUACUAAGGCUGACGAUAAAUGGCGACCCCCGGAAAUUAAUUGCAUUAAGCUGAAUGUGGACGCAAGUUUUUUGGCUGAUUGUCUCCAAGGAAGUACAGGGGUAGGUGUGCGCGAUCAUGAAGGUAAUAUGGGUCUCCGGAACAUCAUCGUUGAAACUGAUGCUUUGGCUAUUACGAAGCUCUGGAAUACCAAUAAUUUUGGGCGUUCAGAAAUUGCUGUUGUGCUUCAGGAAACUAAAGAGCUUUCAGAGAGUUUUCAGUUUUUUCUCUUUGAACUGCAAAAAAAAAAAUCUCUUUGCCGCAUCGACGAGCUCCGCCGCCUCCUUGUCCUCGCCGACGACGUCGUGGAGGGGCGUGGCGCGCGGAUGGCCGGCACCCGCUCCCGCCGGCGUAGAAGAGCGCGCACUCUGCCGCUGGUCGCCGAACCCUCACCGCCGGAACCCGCCGCUCUCAGCAGCUCCAGAGAAGUUGCUGUUGUAGGCACCUCAGGCUCUACCUCCUCGCUGUUGUCAGGACCUCAUGUUUGUGCAGAUCUCCCGGACACCCUGCUUCAUGAGAUCAUUGCUCUUUUUAAUUCUUUCCACGACUUCCUUGCUUUUAUAGGCACUUGCCGCUCUUGGCGCGCUGCAUUUUCUUCCUUCCCCUCCAUUUAUACCUCCAACUUUCCGCCUUUGCACCUAAAGCCAGAUCUUUAUGCUCGUCCGCAUAGCCGUGGUAUUAAGCCCGUCCUUUUAUCUGACUGCAAAUGGAAGCUGAGUGAUCCUACCCAGAAAAGCGUAUCCCUUUGCUGUUCUGUGCCCCAAAACACUCCAAAUCAGAUGCACUAUUUGGGCUGCUCAUAUGGGUAUCUUAUCUUCUCCUAUGAGGAGCACUGCCUCCUUGUCGAUGUGCACAAUGGUACCAAGGUGAAGCCCCCCAAACUUCCAUCCAACAACCGCCUUGGGUACUUUUGUGGCAUAGGCAUUCUUACAGGUCCACUUAGUUCACCCAACUCACGCCUCCUCCUGUGCACGGGAACCUCCAUGUUUGAGUGGCAGGUUGGAACAAACUCCUGGUCAGAACACCCUCUUGCCCUUAAAAGGGAACGCAUCCAUCAGAUAGUGUUCUUCAAAGGUGUCAUCUUUGUCAUGGAUGUUCUUGUGAGGCUCCACACUAUACACUUAUCACCUGAAUUCAGUAUGCAAAAAAUAAAAAUCGCGCGGGACCUUGAAUCCUUUUUUAUUAGCCCAUGGUUGGUGGUCUCUGGUGACAUGCUUCUCAUGCUUGACCUUCGCAUAGGAUCUGACGAGUUGAAUGAUGACUUGUGUUAUCACUUCUUUAAGGUCUUUCACCUUGACUUUUCUGUCGAGCCAGCCAAGUGGGUGAAGAUGGAGAAGCUGGAAAAUCAAGCUCUGUUUGUUAGCCUUGAUAGGAGGAAUCCUGCAUUUUCUUGCAUGAGCCCUGAAAGAUGGGGAGGAAAAAGUAACUGUGUUUAUGUUGCCAAGCUAUUUGAUGACCCCGAUGAAACUUGGACUGCUGUUGAGGUUGGGCAGCGAGUGCGAAAAGAAACUGUUCACAGCCUUUACUAUGGUCUUUCAUUCCCGUCGGACUACAGUCAUCUUGCUAGCCUCUGGCUGUACCCGAGUUUAGUCUAUGGUACUAGCCAGUGAUGUUGCUGAAGGGUUUUGGGCUUUUGGCUAUGCACAAGCACUGGCUAUUUCUGUUGUUUUACCUUUAGUUGGCGAUCAGCUCCUGCAACUACAAUGGUUUCCUCACCUGGCACCAGUGUUAUGUGUUCAAGGCCACUUAUUAUGUAUUACAUGGCUGGUUGUAAUGUGGCUAUCAUUUCUUGAUGCCUGAUGACAAUCUACUUCUUAGAAUGACUUCAGA